GUACUUGAUAGCGUGCCGUGGCUCUUAAGACGAGAAUGUCUCCAUUGGUACUAAUCUAGUCUGCAUACUCCUUCAAGCACGCUGUGGGACCCGUUUUCAGCGACGCAGCCCGGUCCGCGACGAUGGACGAGAUGAGCGAGGUGAACGAUUUCUUCACACCGCCUGGGAAGAGGAGAAACAGGCUGCCGGAGUGGUUGGAUCACUUCAACCAAGCAGACCUGAAAACCCUGUUCAAAUGCUGCGUUGCGGCAUGGGUCAUGACUCUCUUGAUCCUCAUCAAUCCGGCCCUGAGGGUAAUCGGACAGGCGACAUUUUUCGGUGUCGUCGUCAUCAUUAUUGCGCCGCCAUCGGGUGUUGUGUUCAUGGGACUGGCGGCCGGUCUUACGGUCCUGGUCGGCAUGUGUCUAGCCUGGGCUUGGGGAGUCAUCUCUAUGAAGGCCGCUCUUUCAACACGACCGGCGGCAGAUCUACAGCGCCAGUACCAAACGCUACAGGAAUCCAUCCCACCAAAUUCGCCCAGCACUUUCCUGCAAGUUGCCAUUUUCGAAGGAUACAUGCUCGACACAAGAGUGACCAUCACCUAUUUCUGCAUGAUCGGCCUGUUCGUCUAUCUGAUCGCCCGAUUGCGUGUGGCCGCACCUAAACUGACCUUGGUGUCACUUUUUGGGAUCAUCAUCAGCGACACUUUCCUCACAGUUGGUCCAUUGCUGCCGACAUUCAACGGAACCUUGGCUCGAACACUUGUCAUCCCUGCCUCCAUAGGCGUGGCGCUCAGCCUGAUCUGCAAUGUUCUGCUGUUUCCCAAAUCCACGUCACAUCUGGUGCUGGAUGAUAUGGAGAAAAUGCUGCCCCCCAUGCACAAAUUCAUCGAGGCGUGCUCCAUACACUUCGCAACGCCCAGCAUGACCAUGGAUUUAGCCCGACUGAAGCAAACCAAGGCGAACCUCGUUCAGACGUACGGUGGGUUGGAUCUGAAGCUCAAAUUUUUGGCCUUGGACGUAUCCUUCUGCAGGUGGAGCGCCGGUGACAUCAAAUCGCUCCGUGACCCCGUUCGGCAAUUACUACUAUCUUUUCUUUCUCUUCUGCAUAUUCAAAUCGGGGUCCAAGAAUUCAGAUUAAAAGACGAUGAACUACUCCAACUUGCAGAACAGAUACACGGAGCUCUUGAAAAGCAUGAAGUCUCGGGAGAAUAUCAGCUUAUGAGAACUUUGGAUCUGCGGAGAAACUUCCGUGAUGAAAGAGACAAAUCGAUUAUAGAAGAUUCAUUGAAGGAUUUCGCGGUUUCGUCCAGAAACUUGCUGCAGACCGCUCAGCAGGCACUUGAAUGUGUCGGAGAGGGUAUCAGAGAGUGCAACCGAAAAAGGUGGUCCAUGAAAUUGGCCCAGGCUGAUUGCGAAAAGAGACGUCAUACUUAUGACGGGGUGCUGAGAGAGCUGCAACUUCACAAGGAUAAGUUUGUCGCCGAAGUGGCCUCGAGUCUCUGGUCAAGGUACGCUCAACAUUCACAAUCGACCGGCCCAAAUGCAGGACUUUCCUCGAAAUCGACUCAUUCCUUGGCCGGUCUUGUGCGCGUCCUUGUAUUGGAAGAAAGAUUGAUCCACUUCGCGGAUUCGGUACAGUCGCUGCUUGGUCGCGUCAGAACACUAGAACAUGAAAGGAUCAAGACCAAGCUUUGGAUGCCAGGCAGUCUGAAGGACGUGAUACCCUGGGUGCUUGCCACCGACGCGGGAAGUGACGAACUGGACCCUCAACUCAACCGCAUCCAGACUGUGACCGAACGAGGAGAAGGAUCCACCACGAAACAGAGUCCUAUCGACAACGAACCGCCUGCGUUGAGCGUGGAGCUGACAAGUUCGAACGUCGUCAAGCCACGAGGAGGACGACGACGAAGUGGGGUCGCCAGGCUGACGAUAGCCGUGGUAGGCUGGUUGAGCAGUACCGAAGGAGUAUACGCCCUGAGGAUGCUGAUCCUUACAAUGGCCCUCGGGGCCAUCGCCGCCAAUAAACACACCGCGGGCUUCUUUUACCGUGAAAAGGGGAUAUGGGGUCUGAUCAUGGGACAGUUCGCUCUCGCCCCGUACACGGCAGAUUUCUUGUUCGGUCUCAUCCUUCGGCUUUGUGGCACAGUCCUGGGAGCCAUCAUCGGGUUGGCUGCCUGGUACAUCGGUGCCGGAGAUGGCCCAGGCAAUCCUUACGGCAUGGCUGCGAUCCUGGCCCCGGCCAUUGUCGUCGCCAUGUGGCUGAGACUAUUCACCAAACCGGUGUUUCUACAGGCCAUCAUGAUCACCACCGCGACGGUCUACCUGGUCGUCGCGUACAGUUGGGUGGACACGCACAUGCCGAGAUUUGGCAACCCCGGGGUGGGAUACGAGGUGUUCUGGCGGCGGAUGCUCCUCGUGAUUAUCGGUUUCACAGCCGCCACGUUGGUGACUCUGCUCCCCCGGCCCCCGUCCGCGAACCGCCACUACCGCGAACUGCUCCUGAACGCCCUGGGUACCGUCAAGGACCAGUACGCGCUCUUCGUCGGCUGCAAAGCCUCGGUCCAUUCCCCGUCCACCAUCAAAGAGAUCGCCGAAAAGAUGGCAGUCGGCCUGGGCGAGAUCUUGGUCCCGGCCGAAUCGGGCGUCAAAUUGACCAGACUCGAGUUCUCCACGUCCACGAUCGAUUCAAACACCCUCGGGCUGGUGUGCCACCUUUGCAUGAAUCUAAACCAGUACAUCACCCAGCUGAUCAUGUACGUCAACUCGCUCCCCGCCGACGCCAAAGAACGCUUCUUCGGUGACACUGGGGCGGCAGAAGAGCAGAAUGUGGCCAACGUCAUGGCCGUGCUGACCAUCGCGCAACACGGGUUGAAGAACGGGAAACCACUUCCCACGGUUCUGCCCGUACCGCUGAUGGAAAAGGCACUCGCGAGGAUGGAGAACAGGCUGAGGGAAAUGGGCACGAAUCUCGGCAAGAUGGACCACAGCGUGCUCGAGAAGAGGGAGACUCGCAGGUAUCUUUCGGCCCUCUCUGCCUUCACGCAAUUCCUCGGGAGCAUGGAUGAACUUGUGCUUGUCGUGAAGAGGGCAGUGGGCGAAACCAGCUACAUUGACCCGGUCGCGUACUGACUUGGUCGUUGGCUUUUCCCAGGGAGAGCCGGGAGCGUGACUGUACGCCAUUCACACGUAGGUGGUAGGCCGAAGACUUUCUAUACAGGCGGAUUAUUGUACCGCCACACGUGAUUGAUAUAGACGGCCAGACGAAACAACGGCAAUACACACUAGUAGAGUGCUGAGGCGACCUUCUUAUGUGUAUACUCAUCAUGCCUCCCUUUUUUAAAAAUUGG
Messenger RNA from Exophiala oligosperma, 3328 nucleotides. RefSeq lists its product as uncharacterized. NCBI's taxonomy places the organism in Eukaryota, Fungi, Ascomycota, Eurotiomycetes, Chaetothyriales, Herpotrichiellaceae. The transcript has a single exon. The record is from RefSeq and is a predicted model, not a curated record. The coding region runs from base 123 to 3110 and encodes 995 amino acids.